AAAAGGCCGCUCCCAUACUUUCUGCUUUCGUCCCACAUUGCGCUCUUAAUCCACGAUUGACCAUUGGCUAUUAUGCUUAGAUGUUAUCCACAGUUAUGUGGGCAGCUCUCGAUCUCUUAGAGCCGUUGGCGAAAUGGAUGUUCAAAUGGCGUGAUGGAAUGGGCGAAGAAGCAGGAAACAAAAAAAAAAUCAACCAACAUGACAGACCGGGGAGCAGGACGCUUUAAAUUCUCCGACUGUCCGUACUCCGCGGAGUUGUUCAUACUGCCAAAAUCCUUAGCCCACCACCCAGUUGCUCUGAUUUGUCUCCCACGAUGGCGAGCUCGAACGACAAGAUGGCUGUAGAUGAUGCCACCGUCGUCAAUGAGAUCAAUACUACUGCUGCCCCUGUCGAUGACGAGGCCAAGAAAGGUCCAGAUGCCAUCGUCGAUUCAGAUGUUUCUUCGAAUUCCGAAAGCAAGGAUCGCAGGCGAUUCAAGGAAUUCAGCGAGGCCGCAUUUGAACAGACAGAGGACCCGAGAUUCUAUAAACCAAUCCCAGAAUACGAGGGCAUACACCGUUGGGACCCCGACUUCGACUGGACAGAGGCAGAAGAGACGAGGCUCAUCAGAAAGAUUGAUUGGAGAGUAUGCACAUUUGCGUGCAUCACGUUCUUUGCGCUACAGCUGGACCGUGGCAAUGUGGUUCAAGCAACAUCUGAUACCAUGCUUGCGGACCUCGGAAUGGACACCAAUGAUUACAAUACCGGUCAAACAAUCUUUUACUGCGCAUUCCUUUUCGCGGAGCUCCCAUCUCAGCUGAUAUCCAAGAAGCUCGGACCGGACCGAUGGAUUCCCAUACAGAUGUUUUCUUGGAGCUUGAUUGCUGCUUGCCAAGCUUUUCUUGAAAAUAAGACCGGAUACUACGUCUGCAGAGCACUUCUGGGAUUGUUUGAGGGUGGCUUCAUUCCUGAUACGAUCCUAUUUCUUUCGUUUUGGUACAAGUCGAAGGAACUACCAAUCCGACUCAGCUUUUUCUGGGUCUCCUACCAAGGAACCGCAAUUAUCGGCGCCUUCCUCGCAUUUGGAUUCCUCCAUAUUAGACGGGAUGAUGGAACCGGCGGGUGGAGAUACCUCUUUGCUUACGAAGGUCUGAUUACUGGAGUUAUUGCCAUUAUCGCCGCCUUCUGGAUGCCCCCUUCACCAACCCAGACAAAGGGAAUUCUCAGGGGUAAGAAUGGAUGGUUUAAUGAGCAUGAGGAGAAGAUCUUAGUUAAUCGGAUUAUCCGAGACGACCCUAGUAAGGGAACGAUGCACAACCGCCAAGCAGUCACCCCCAAGAUGCUCUGGAAAGCUCUUUGGGACUACGAUAUGUGGCCCAUCUACUUACUGGGUUUGACCUGGAUGAUCCCCAAUACCCCGGCAACGAGUUAUAUCUCCAUUCAACUGAAGUCAUUGGGAUUCUCCACGUUCCAAACCAAUUUGCUGACCAUCCCGGCUUACGUGAUCUUCAUCAUCAACCUUCUCUUCUGGACAUGGAUUUCUGAGCGCUUUGAUAUCCGUUUCCUGCUCGGAAUUGUUGCUGAGGUCUGGUGCCUGGUCCCCCUGAUCGCACUCGCUGUCCUUCCAGACAACACUAGUCCAUGGGCAUUAUGGAUUCUCAACGUGAUCCUAAUUGGCGCUCCUUAUGUGCAUGCUAUUGUUGUAGCCAUGACCUCCCGAAAUGCGGGAUCCGUGUCGACAAGGACAGUUGCUAGUGCGUUGUACAACAUGAUGGUUCAAGUCUCCAACAUCAUUGGCAACAACAUAUAUCGAGAACAAGAUAAGCCGCACUACCGUGUUGGAAAUCGUGUUCUUAUAGCCCUGGCAGCCUGGAGUUUGGCACUCUUCGUCGGAGCUAAGUACUACUACAUGUGGCGCAACAAGAAGAGGGCAGAAAUAUGGGAUAGGAUGUCGAGUGACGAACGGACAGCAUAUCUGGCUGCUAAUAGUAACAAAGGAAACAAACGACUCGAUUUUAGAUUUACUUACUAGAAGUCCGACACCGGAUGUCGGGACAACUUCCUUUGAAGUGCCCUUGGGCUAUGCCUACUCUGUAUAUUUGCUUAUGUUGAUAGACUUGCCAGAUACCUCCGCGAAGCGGGUAUAUUUUAGACGACAUCUUAAGGGAUAUAGAUGCAUAAAGAAUGUCAUGCAGGAUUAUAGAGAACAAUUUAUUAUUCACCUAUGAC
This is a messenger RNA of Aspergillus versicolor CBS 583.65, 2209 nucleotides long. RefSeq names its product putative transporter. The transcript is spliced from 6 exons. Gene Ontology annotation, cellular component: membrane. Gene Ontology annotation, molecular function: sulfate transmembrane transporter activity. Lineage: Eukaryota; Fungi; Ascomycota; Eurotiomycetes; Eurotiales; Aspergillaceae. The record is from RefSeq and is a predicted model, not a curated record. Gene Ontology annotation, biological process: transmembrane transport. Bases 315 to 2012 code for a protein of 565 amino acids.